AUGCGUCUCUCCGGAGCGAUUCUCGCGGCAGGGUUGGGCCUCCCAACUGCCCUAGCCGCUGGAUCUCACGAGUACGAGGAACAACAACCUCUCGGCCUGGCCGACUCGUGGGGUCCCAACCCCGAGGGAAAACGGCCCAACAUCGUGUUCAUCCUGACCGACGACCAGGACCUGCACAUGCAGUCGGUGGACUACCUGCCGCUGGUCAAGAAGAACCUGAUCGAUAAGGGGACCUUUUACAAGCGCCACUUUUGCACCACGGCCAUCUGCUGUCCGUCGCGUGUGUCGUUGUGGACGGGCAAGCUGGCGCAUAAUACCAAUGUCACGGAUGUGAACCCGCCGUAUGGCGGCUAUCCCAAGUUCAUCAGCCAAGGCCUCAACGACGCCUACCUCCCUCUCUGGCUCCAAGACGCCGGCUACAACACCUACUACACCGGCAAACUCUUCAACGCCCACACCACCGACAACUACCACUCCCCCUACCCCGCCGGCUGGAACGGCUCCGACUUCCUCCUCGACCCGUACACCUACAUGUACCUCAACGCCAGCUUCCAACGCAACCGCGACCCCCCCGUCAGCUACCCCAACCAGCACUCCGUCGACGUCCUCGCCGAAAAGGCCCUCGGUUUCCUCGACGAUGCCGUCGCCGCUGCAACUGCCUCAUCAUCAUCCCCCAACGGCGACGGCAACCGCCCCUUCUUCCUCGGCAUCGCACCCGUCGCUCCCCACAGCAACGUCGCCCUCUCCGCCACCCCCGGCGACAUCCCCUCAUCCCCAGACGACAUCGACAGAUUCGCCUCCUUCACCCCGCCCAUCCCCGCCGCGCGCCAUGCCCACCUCUUCCCCAACGUCACUGUCCCGCGCACACCGCACUUCAACCCAUCCAACCCCUCCGGCGCGAACUGGGUUCGUCGCCUGCCACGCCAGGGCGCGGACAACGUCGAGUUUAACGAUCAUUUCUAUCGGCAGCGGCUGCGGACGUUGCAGAGUGUGGAUGAGUUGGUUGAGGCGGUGGUGGGGAGGUUGGAGGCGUUGGGGGUGCUGGAGAAUACGUAUGUGUUUUAUACCACGGAUAAUGGGUACCAUAUUGGGCAGCAUCGGUUGCAGCCUGGGAAGGAGUGUGGGUUUGAGGAGGAUAUUAAUAUUCCGUUGAUUGUAAGGGGGCCGGGGGUGCCGCGGGGAGAAGUGGUGGAGGAUGUGGUGACGGCGCAUGUGGAUUUGGCGCCGACUAUUCUUGGGUUGGCGGGUGCAGGUGGUGUAGCGGAUGAGGAGGAGGAGGUGAGGGAGAAGUACGGAUUUGACGGGGAAGGGAUCCCGUUGACCAAGGCGGAGUUGGAGGAGGCUGUGGAUAAUCGGCAUGAGCAUGUUACGGUGGAGUUUUGGGGGUUUGCGGCGUCGGAGGGAAGGCUGUUUGGGCCGGAUCAGCAGCGGUUGACGUUGAAUAAUACGUACAAGGCGCUGCGGGUGAUUGGGGGGGAGUAUAACUUUUAUUACUCGGUUUGGUGCAACAACGAGCACGAGUUGUAUGACUUGACGUCCGACCGCUACGAACUCAACAACCUCCUGCACACCCCCUCCUCCCAACCCACCACACUCCUCGGCGUACCCUUCGCCAAAGUCGUCGCCCGCCUCGACGCCCUGCUCUUCGUGCUCAAGUCAUGCCGGGGCCAGACCUGCGUGCGGCCCUGGCACGCCCUGCACCCGGCCGGCAACGUGCGCAAUCUGCGCGACGCCCUGAGCAGCCGGUUUGAUGUGUUUUAUGAGCAGCAGCAGAAGAAGGUGAGUUAUAACCGCUGUGAGUUGGGGUAUAUAGUUGAUGCCGAGGGGCCGCAGUUUGAGAGUGAGGGGCUGGUGUAUCGUCAGGGGGCGAGUUGGAGUGAGUGGGUGUAG
This is a messenger RNA of Dichotomopilus funicola, 1890 nucleotides long. RefSeq names its product alkaline-phosphatase-like protein. The transcript has 3 exons. Gene Ontology annotation, molecular function: arylsulfatase activity; glycosaminoglycan binding; N-acetylglucosamine-6-sulfatase activity. Gene Ontology annotation, biological process: phenol-containing compound metabolic process. The coding region runs from base 1 to 1890 and encodes 629 amino acids. Lineage: Eukaryota; Fungi; Ascomycota; Sordariomycetes; Sordariales; Chaetomiaceae. The record is from RefSeq and is a predicted model, not a curated record.